Leptopilina heterotoma is the source of this 1422-nucleotide messenger RNA. Its product is annotated as synaptonemal complex protein 1-like. Bases 1 to 1422 code for a protein of 473 amino acids. NCBI's taxonomy places the organism in Eukaryota, Metazoa, Arthropoda, Insecta, Hymenoptera, Figitidae. The transcript has a single exon. The record is from RefSeq and is a predicted model, not a curated record.
AUGUCCAAAACACCACUUUGUAGAUCAACUGCUUAUUUGUCCGGUGUCAAGGAUGAAGUAAAUGAACUUAAUAGACAGCUUUCUUACCUUAAAGACGACAUUUCUAGUUUACAAGACAUAAAAACAAAAUUAUUGUUAAUUCAAAGGAAUCAAAGGGAAGACAAUAAACUUAUUGAGCACAAUUUCAAGUCCAAUGAAAUUAAUCAAACACUAAUGAAAACUGAAUUAUCAUCAGAAAUUAACGACUUAAAAGAAUCUUUAAAUGAUGGGAAAAAGAUGUGGGAAACGACAUAUACUGCAUUACUAUCAAGACUCGAAGCUCAGUUUGAAUCUAUUAAACAUGAAUGUAGUGAAUUCGAGGAAAAAAUUAUCUCUAAACAAAAUAGUUUGAAAAGUAACGUUGAAAUCCAUUGGACAGAAUUUCUUAAGCAGUUGGAUGAUAGCAAGGAAUUUUCUCAGAACAUUUUUCACAGUCUACUCAAAUUUAUUAUUAAUACUAAGAAUGAAAUCGAUGAACGUCAAAAAAAGCAAGAGGACCUAAUUUUUAAAAAAAUCACUAAUCUUGAAGCGGAAAUUCUCAAAAUAAAUGAAAGUACAAGAAAAAAGUUUCAUCAGCAAGAAGAAGAAAUCAAAAACAAUAAUACAAAAUUCACUCAACAGAUUAUGAAUUUAAAAACACAAACUAAUACUGAUUUGGAAAAAAAUGACAAAGAUUUACGUCAAUUAAUUGAGGAGAAAUGCAUCGAUAUUAAGGCAGAGCAGAAAAUGCAAAAAGAAUCAGUUAAAAACUAUUAUGAUUCCUUUCAUGAAACAUUUUCUAAAAAACAAGAUAAUCUACAAAAGGAUGUUAAUAAUAAACUAUUAAUAGUUGAAAAUAUUCACGAAAAUCAAGAAACAUUAUCCCAAAAAAAUAUCCAUUUAGAAGAUAAAUUAGAAAAUACUUUCCAAAAAUAUGAUGAUAAAUUGAAUACUAAAGUUUCCAUGUUAGUCAAAUUAUUCAAUGAAAAAUAUGGAACUCUCAAGGAUUAUCAGAAAGCUUAUGAAAGAACAUUUACAAGUCUCUGUAAUUCUCUUAUAGAGGUACAAAUUCUUCGUGUAGAAGAAAAUCAGGGCAAUAAUUUUAAAGAAGUAAUAACGAAUGCGGAAAAUCAAAAAUCCAUCUUCGAUGAACAAAUUUCAAGUGUAAAUGCUGAUUUAAAAAAAAUUCAGAACGAAAAUGAAUUUUGUUUAAAACUACUAGAUACGAACAAUUUUAAAGAAGAAUUUAAAAUGUUGUCCAAGGAGAAUAAGAUGAUAAAGGAUGAAAAACAAUUUAUCAUUAAACUAUUGGAGGAUCAAAUUUCAACAAUUAACAGUUCUUUAGUAAAAAUUGAGGAAAAAAUAUACAAUUGUCAACAGCAAUACGAAAGUCUUAGAGAAUAG